Tauraco erythrolophus (red-crested turaco) is the source of this 720-nucleotide messenger RNA. The record is from RefSeq and is a predicted model, not a curated record. NCBI's taxonomy places the organism in Eukaryota, Metazoa, Chordata, Aves, Musophagiformes, Musophagidae.
CCGACAAGGCGCAGCUGCGGAACCAGCUGGACCAGACCGCCCAGGGCAAGAAGGAGGUGGAGGAGAACGGGCGCCGAGCGGGUGCCGCGCUGACCAAAGCCACCCAAGAGCAGGAGCAGUGCCAGCAGGACCUGCUCAACACCAGGACCCUCUGCGAGUCCACCAGAACCAACCUGGAGCAGCUGAAGCACCAGUGCAGCACCCUGAGGUCCACCGUCGGCUACUCCUUCCAGCGCAUCAAGGAGAUGCUCCCUGGACGGCUGGAGCGGGGGCUCCGGCUGACGCAGCAAACGGAGGACCUUUUCCUCUGGCAGCAGGAACGGGAGACCAAGUACGUGGGGAAAAGCGUCUGCGAGAUGGACGUGCGCCAGUGCCACGUCAACUGCUCCGGGGAGAAGCAGAAGCUGGAGAAGCGACUGCAGGAGGUGGAGAAGCAGGUCAAGGGCGGCCAGGAGGAGAAGAAGAAGCUGCUGGUGGACAAGGAGCAGCUGGGCAAGGAGCUGGCGGAGAAGAGCAAAGGGGCUGGACCAGAGGUGCUGCACUCAGGGUGGGGGGCAGCGGUGCCAGCAUCACCCACCACCGCCCGCUCUCCGCAGCUGGACGCAUUCUUGGACAUCACGGGCUCGCGGUUGCCAGGGGGCAGCGGGCGGCCGGGCCCCUUCGCCGGUGUGGGCUCCUACACCGAUGCUCUGAGGAACCAGGGCAUCUUCGGGAACAUGG